Messenger RNA from Zea mays, 1587 nucleotides. RefSeq lists its product as uncharacterized. The coding region runs from base 125 to 1369 and encodes 414 amino acids. The record is from RefSeq and is marked validated. The transcript has a single exon. NCBI's taxonomy places the organism in Eukaryota, Viridiplantae, Streptophyta, Magnoliopsida, Poales, Poaceae.
CCAACGCCACGCCAAUAGCGGGCGCGCACCCGACAGCCUUGAAGCCCGCUCGCUCGCUCGACCAGGCGAGAGAGACGAGAUCCGCUCCGGACCGGCGGCGAGAAGGAUCGCCGGAGGCCGGGCGAUGCCGGUGACGGACCACCAGAGCUCAUCUCCCUCGCCCUUCUCCUUCGGACGCUCGCUGCUCUCGCUGCGCAGGGACCCCACCGCCAUGCCGUCGGGCGAGGAGGCCGACCUCGAGGCGUUCCAGCGCCACGUGGCGUCGACGCUCGCGGAGCUUCUGCCCGCGGCGGAGGCCGGGGUCGGUGGUAGCGACGCCACCGCCGGGGCGGGCGAGGAGUUCCUCUCCGCCGCGUGGAUCCGCCGCCUGCUCGAGGCCUUCGUGCUGUGCCAGGAGGAGUUCCGCGUCUUCGUCGCCCAGGCGCGCCGCCGUGCUGGGGCGCUGCCCGCGGCGGCCGAGAAGACGGUCGCCGAGUUCCACGAGCGCGCCGUCAAGGCGCUCGACGUCUGCAACGCCGCGCGCGACGGUGUUGACCAGGUGCGCCGCUGGGAGCGGCUCGCCGACAUCGCCGCCUCCGCGCUGCGGGCGCCGGGGGAGGUCCACGAGGGCCAGCUCCGCCGCGCGCGCAAGGCGCUCACCGACGUCGCCGCGCUCCUCGUCGACGACACCGCCGCGUCCGGCGCCGGCGGCGUCGCCUCCUUCCUGUCCUCCCACCGCAACCGCUCCUUCGGCCGCGCGCGCGCCUCCCCGUCGCGCAGCGCCGGCGCCAGCGCCAGCGCCUCAGCCUCAGCCUCCCACUUCCGCUCCCUCUCCUGGAGCGUGUCCCGCACCUGGUCCGCCGCGCGCCAGCUGCAGGCCAUUGGGGCCGGCCUGGCCGCGCCGCGCGCGCACGAGCCGGGCCUCGCCGCCCCCGUCUACUCCAUGGGCUGCGUGCUGCACCUCACCGCGUGGGCGCUCGUCGUCGCCGUCCCGUGCCCGGACCGCGGCAACGCGCUACAGGCCCAUCACCUGCCGGGCGCGCCGCCGCGCGCCACGUUCCCGUGGGCGCCGCCCCUCCUCACCCUGCAAGAACGCCUCACCGAGGAGGGCAAGCGCAAGGACAGGCGCCAUUCCUGUGGCCUGCUCAAGGAGAUCCAUUCGCUCGAGAGGUCCACGCAGAGGCUCGCCGAGGCGAUCGACGCAGCCCCGAUCCCGCUCUUCGGCGACAGGGAGGCCGACGUGCGGGAGGCUGCCGCGGAGCUCGCUGCCGUGUGUGAAGCCAUGAGGGACGGCCUGGAGCCGCUGGAAAGGCUGCUGCGCGAGGUGUUCCACCGCAUUGUGCGCAGCCGUGUCGAUGGCCUCGAUUCAUCCAUGCACAACGCCGACUGAUUCGCCCCGCUCGCCCGCUGAUCGAGAUUCUGACUUCAUUUGGGCAAUGUGGCGACCCUAGGUAGCUUUUCUUGCUUCUUGGUUUGCUCAAAUUUUUUUUCUGGUCAUAUAUAUUAUGUGUAUCUUCUUGUAAAGAAGUGAUUUGAAUGCAGCCAUCCUUGCUGUAAAGAUGGCUGCUUAGUUCCCAUGUUUUUUUAUGCUGCAUUUGGUAUAUAUAU